AAUUGACAUCAUCUGUCAAAUAGUUAGGUUGUAAGAAACAAACACACUGAAAAUUGUAAAAGGGCGUAUAUUUAAUAUUCAUUCAGGUUGAAUUGGAAUGAUAAGAUAUUGAAGAGGACCCGGACUCAUUUUAAUGCGAUUUUUACCAAAGAAGAGAAAACUUCGUAACUCGGUUUAAAUUAAAUCAAGAGAUAAAAUCAGUAAUAAAUAACCACCGUAUACAUGAUUUCCUGGGCAUGAGGGAAGUUGUUAUGGUGCCUCUUAAAAACCUUCUGUUAACAGGGCUCCUGUUUCUCAUGACGUUGGGAAAUGUGACGACUGAAGUCGAGGAGAAAUUUCAAGUUCAAGAAGCGACCAAGUCGACCGGGUCAGCGGUGGUCGCAUGGAAAGACUUGUACUUCCUCAAAUCCGUCCUUGACGUCUUGAUGUGCUUCAAACCGUUCGAACCACCGACUCUUUCAAAGUUCGACGCUUUCGGCACCGAAGCCACUCCAAAAUGCUUGGCCGAAAUGCAAAACGAGAUGUCAGAAAAAGCGGGAUUCUUUAUCAAUUGGGGAAUCAGAUACAUAACAAUGUUUUUUGUUGUGUACGUAAUAAAUCAAGUCUGAUAUAAACAUA
Molecule: messenger RNA, 618 nt
Organism: Cimex lectularius (bed bug)
Lineage: Eukaryota; Metazoa; Arthropoda; Insecta; Hemiptera; Cimicidae
Exons: 3
Coding region: 237-608 (123 amino acids)
Source: RefSeq, a predicted model, not a curated record